Phytophthora infestans T30-4 is the source of this 1200-nucleotide messenger RNA. RefSeq lists its product as uncharacterized. The transcript has a single exon. Lineage: Eukaryota; Oomycota; Peronosporomycetes; Peronosporales; Peronosporaceae. Gene Ontology annotation, cellular component: nucleus; Fanconi anaemia nuclear complex. The coding region runs from base 1 to 1200 and encodes 399 amino acids. Gene Ontology annotation, molecular function: ubiquitin protein ligase activity. Gene Ontology annotation, biological process: protein monoubiquitination; interstrand cross-link repair. The record is from RefSeq and is a predicted model, not a curated record.
AUGCACUUUGUUCCUGAGGACGCAGCACACUCCGUGUACCGCGGCUACGUGAGCGUGGAUGGCGACGAAUUCGCUGUCCGAGUGUCCAAUGUGGACUAUGAUGCACGGACGGGCCGAACUGUAUUGGAUGCAGCUCAAUUAGACGUGGAGCGCGCGCUGGCAACUCGGCUGCAACCGCACAGAGCUACGCUGAAGCUGAGACUGGCGCAGGCGUCGUCUCUCGCGGGUUUCGCAACGGAGUUAGAGGAGCUGGUAGCCAUCUGCUGCAGGACACAGACUGGUGAUCAGGUUGCAUUGCCAAGUGCUAAAUAUUACGCAAGAUUAUUAGAGGAAUUGGACGUCGUGGGUUGGAAUCGCCUCCGUCAACUCAGCGACGACUUGCGCUCACUGGAGCUAGAGACAAAGGACACGGCGGAACGUAUCCAUGCGGUUCGGGUGCUUUUGCCCUUGGAGUAUGAGGCUGCCGGCUUUGCAGCGAAACCGGAGUGUCUGGUAGACGCCCCCGAGGCUUUUGAUCUGGAGUGGCCGCCACAGGAGAACCACACGGUGUUGGAUGAAGUGUUGAAGCAGUUUGAGAGUUUCUUGGACAGGUUUCAGAAAUUCUGGGACGUGUUGGAUGCACUUGGUGCAGCGACGUGUGUGUUGGAGCCGCGCCAUGGGACGAGAGCUACAGGGCGAAGGAGGUUGGCGCUGGAACGACAUGCCUCAGUGCAGUUGGAAGUGGACCCGGCACAUCCGACGGCUGUGUUGACUGAGUUGAACUUCUUUGGAAACCAGGCAAGUGUCGGAGUGCUACGUGAACGCUGGGGCAACAACGCAUCGAGUAGGUGGGAUGAAUUAAGACCACUACACAAGAACUUAGAAGACGUGCUGGAGCUCACACUGCCGUCUCCAAAGACGACGAAGGCGGAAGAGUUUGCCAUCGAGUGCGGGAUUUGCUACUCGUAUCGCCUGGAGGUUGAGGAGGGCAAUGAGGAAGAAGCGAAGAACCCGAUGCAACGGAAGGCCGUUGAAGAACAAGGCUCUCGCAUUCCAGAUCGUCUGUGUGAGAACACCAAGUGCAAUCGGCCAUUCCAUGCCAAAUGUCUAUUUGACUGGCUUCGUGCACUACCCACGUCACGUCAAUCCUUCCAUACUGUGUUUGGGGAAUGUCCAUACUGUCGAGAAGCGAUUAGUGCCAAGUUUCAGCCAGAGUUUUAA